CACAGAUUGGGCAUGCUUCGCACGUUCAAUGUCAACGACAGAAGUACCUAAUAACCAACGGUGUUCCUGCACUAACGUUUAACGAGCCAUACUUUUUACUUGCUUUAGCCACCUGCGAAUAAUUUACAUAAUUAGCUUACCACUCUGCACAAUUAAUCUUAAACCGAGCCUUUAAGAUGCGCUAAGUUGGCGGCGGGCUUUCGCCCACGCCGGGGCUUUGCUGUCCUUUACAUAAAAGAUUAAAGAGUAGACAAUAGGUAAAAAUGGAAUACGAGCCAGCAGAAUACCAGAAGCUUCAAAUUCGGCAGUAUGCGCCUAGGAGCAUCCGCGAGACCGCCGAGGGCAAGUACUGGCGCCGCUUUAAGGCGCCCAUUAUAGCAAAGCAGUUCGGAGCUGUCAGCCACAUCGAUUUCUGCCCACAGUACCCAUACAACCUAGCAGUCACAGCGUCGACGCGGGUCAUCCUCUACAACGGCCUAGCUCCCGCCAAAGUGGGUCGCACCCUCAGCCGCUUCCGUGACAUCGCCUACUCGGGCUGCUUCCGCUCCGAUGGCAAGCUGGUGGUGGCGGGAGGACAGGACGGGGUGGUGCAGGUGUUUGACGCCAACAGUCGGUCGGUGUUGCGGCAGUUCAAGGCGCACAAGCGGCCUACCCGGGUGGCUCGCUUCGCGCCCGACAGGCUGCACGUGCUGUCGGGCAGCGACGACGUAACCGUCAGGUGGUGGGAUGUCGCCUCCGGCACGCAGGUGUUGCGGCUGGACGGGCACCGGGACUACGUGCGCGCCGCCGCCUGCUCGCCUGCCGCGCCCGACACCUGGCUGACCGGCAGCUACGACCACACCGUCAAGCUGUGGGACGUGCGCACGGGCGGGGGAGCGGGGCCGGUGGUGGACCUGGACCAUGGGGCGCCGGUGGAGGAUGUGGCGUUCUUCCCGUCGGGCUCCCUGGCGGUCACCGCGGGCGGCAACUACCUGUGCGUGUGGGACCUGGUCAGCGGCGGCCGGCUGCUGCGGCGACUGGACAACUUCCAGAAGACCGUCACCUGCGUGCGCCUCUCGCCGCUGGCGGGACCCGACUCGGCGGCCGCACCGCGCAUGCUGGCGGGCUCGCUGGACGGACAUGUCAAGAUCUUCGAGCUGGACUCCUUCAAGGUGACCCACGCCUCCAAGUACCCCGCCCCCGUCAUGUCGCUGGGCAUCUCCCCCGACUGCCGGCUGCUGGCGGUGGGCAUGGCGGACUCCACCCUGUCCGUACGGAAGCACGAGCGGCCUAAGCGCGCGGAGGGAGGCGCCCUGGGCGGAGCGGCAGGCGGGGCGCCGCCGCCCAAGCCCAGGUGGCAGCCCAAGCUCACGGCCGCCAACUACCGCUACUUUAUCCGCGGGCAGAACAGCCGCGCAGCUGCCACGGACUUCCAAGUACGGAAGCAGCGGGCAGCCAAGCUGCAACCGUACGACAAGAUGUUGCGACAGUUCAGGUACCGUGAGGCCUUGGACGCUGCUCUGUCCACUCGCACACCCGAGGUGGUGGCCAGUGUGGUGGAGGAGCUGGCGGCGCGCGGGGGCCUGCCGGGGGCGCUGGGAGGCAGGGACGCGGAGGGGCUGAUGCCGCUGCUGAGGCACCUGAUCAGGCAUGUGGGGGAGCCCAGGUACACCCGGCUGCUGUCCCACGUGGCCCACCGACUGCUGGACUGCUACUCGGGGCUGGUGGGCGCGGCGCCCGGGGUGGACCGGCUGCUGCGGGCGCUGCACAGCCGGCUGGGCCAGGAGAUGGCGCUGGCGGGGCAGCUGAGCGAGCUGGCG
Astrephomene gubernaculifera is the source of this 1799-nucleotide messenger RNA. The record is from the annotation of a GenBank genome assembly. NCBI's taxonomy places the organism in Eukaryota, Viridiplantae, Chlorophyta, Chlorophyceae, Chlamydomonadales, Astrephomenaceae.